Cydia pomonella (codling moth) is the source of this 6947-nucleotide messenger RNA. RefSeq names its product sodium-dependent noradrenaline transporter-like. Lineage: Eukaryota; Metazoa; Arthropoda; Insecta; Lepidoptera; Tortricidae. The transcript has 21 exons. Gene Ontology annotation, cellular component: neuron projection; neuronal cell body membrane; presynaptic membrane. The coding region runs from base 602 to 2821 and encodes 739 amino acids. The record is from RefSeq and is a predicted model, not a curated record. Gene Ontology annotation, molecular function: dopamine:sodium symporter activity. Gene Ontology annotation, biological process: sodium ion transmembrane transport; dopamine uptake involved in synaptic transmission.
CCAUGAUUGGUGUUGUUAACCUAUAGUUGAGUAGUUUUACGACAGUAAAAAAAAACAGACUGGAUUAAAAUCCAUUGCUUUGGGUAUUUAAAUUUUUAAAUCCCAUUCCUUCAUGUUUCUAAACUCACCACCGCACUUUUACGUACCGCGAAUCUCCUGCACCUCCCACGCGUCAGUCGCUCGCGAUGCCCCGUGCUGGCCGUACGCCCGCUCUGCACUGAACUUGACAACUUUGCGAACGAGUUUCGAUCUAUGGCAGCUGUAGAAUGAGGGCCAGAGGAGAGUAGCAGGCGGCAUGGCGGGCAUGCCAGUGCUGGGUAACAGCGUUGGAGACCUGCACCCGAGAGGUAAGGAAUAUACAGCUCCAGGUGUAUAAUCCAGGUAUAGAGUAGCAGGCAUGGCGGGCAUGCCAGUGCUGGGUAACAGCGUUGGAGACCUGCUCCCGAGAGGUAAGGAAUAUACAGAUCCAGGUGUAUAAUCCAGGUGUAGAGUAGCAGGCAUGGCGGGCAUGCCAGUGCUGGCUAACAGCUUUGGAGACCUGCACCUGAGAGGGUAGGAAUAUAGAGCUCCAGGUGUAUAAUCCAGGUAUAGAGUAGCAGGCAUGGCGGGCAUGCCAGUGCUGGGUAACAGCGUUGGAGACCUGCACCCGAGAGAUACCAGUAACAGGUCGUCCAGCAGUGGCUCUCGCCGGGGCUCCUCGCCUCAACAAGCUCAGGAGAUCGAUGGCGAUGGUGAUCGGGACCCGGACCUCAUCAGCUCGCCGCCCCCGAGACAGUACGACCGUGACUUCCAUAAUGCCAAGAUUCCUACCAUGGCCACGCUCAGCAGCAGCGGGAUAAUCACGCACACCGCCCCAUCGUACGAGGAGCAGCGAGCCAGCCCCGCUUUGCUAAGUCGAGCUGGUGGCACUCCAGGGGGGAGGAGCGUCCGUGAUGACGGCUACUGUUCGGCUGGAAGCACACCACGGGCUCUGGAUCACAAAUCGACAAAAGGAUCCGUGGUCACCCUAUCAUGUUACAAAAAAGAGCCUAAAGUUCAAAUAGAGGAAGAAACAUACUACAACGAUGCGUCGAAAAGGAUUAGAGCAACCAGCAUUAAACCAGAACCGGACGACGGACGAGAAACGUGGGGGACGGGGGCGGAUUUCCUGCUCUCUAUCAUCGGAUUCGCAGUUGACCUCGCCAACGUGUGGCGAUUCCCUUACCUCUGCUACAGAAACGGUGGUGGAGCCUUCUUAAUACCCUACACACUAAUGCUGGUCUUCGGCGCCGUUCCCUUGUUCUACAUGGAGCUGAUACUGGGCCAGUACAACCGGCAAGGACCGAUCACGCUGUGGAAAAUAUGUCCAUUGUUUAAAGGUGUAGGGUUUUGCGCGGUGAUGGUGGCGUUCUACGUGUCCUUCUACUACAAUGUGAUUAUCGGCUGGGCGUUCUACUUCCUAGUAUCCUCUGCGCGCUCCGAACUACCGUGGUUGCACUGUGACAAUUCAUGGAACACGGAACAAUGCUGGGACGCAGCGCGACAUAACACGACGAACAAGACAGAAGUUCCAUAUCAGGGGCCGCUCUCACACUUCACUCCGGCUUCUGAGUUCUUUCAUCGAGCCGUACUAGAGAUGCAGUACUCCGAAGGCCUAAAUGACCUGGGCUUCCCAAAAUGGCAGCUCGCUCUAUGUCUCGGCCUAGUCUACGUCACCCUGUACCUCUCGCUCUUCAAAGGUGUCAAGAGCUCUGGUAAAGUGGUAUGGAUGACAGCAACCAUGCCUUAUGUGGUGCUGUCCAUACUGCUGGCGAGAGGUUUACUGCUCCCAGGGGCUACCCGAGGCAUCGCCUACUACCUGCAACCGGAGUUGACGAGGUUGAAAGACACGCAGGUGUGGGUGGACGCAGCAGUUCAGAUCUUCUACUCGGUGGGAGCUGGGUUCGGAGUCCACUUGUCCUACGCCAGCUAUAACACCUUUCACAACAACUGCUAUAGAGACUGUCUGGUGACGACUUUAGUGAACUGCUUCACGUCGUUCUUCUCUGGGUUCGUCAUCUUCACGUACCUCGGCUUCAUGUCUCACAAGCAGGGCGUGCCCAUAUCCUCGGUGGCUACCGAAGGUCCCGGACUAGUGUUCCAAGUGUACCCGGAGGCCGUGGCGACGCUGCCAGGAGCAAGUCUCUGGGCCAUGCUGUUUUUCUUCAUGCUCAUCAUGCUUGGCUUAGAUUCAGGGAUGGGAGGCCUGGAAUGUGUGAUAACAGGUCUUUUAGACCUGACGCGCGAGAGCGGCGCGCAUUGGCUGCGCCGGGAGCACUUCACUCUGAUCGUGGUCUGCGUCUCGUUCUGUGUGGCUUGCAUCAAUAUUACUCCAGGUGGAAUCUACAUGUUUCAUCUUCUGGAUACGUACGCUGCCGGCAUAUCGCUUCUGUGUUCUGCACUAUUUGAGGCCGUGGCAGUGUCGUGGUUCUACGGGUUGAAGAGGUUCUCAGAUGACGUGGAAGAAAUGCUUGGCUUCAGACCCGGAUUAUACUGGAGGAUAUGUUGGAAAUUCGUCAGUCCAAUAUUUAUCAUAGGUGUUGUAGUUUUCGGGCUUCUGUACCAGCAGCCACUGCAAUACCAGCAGUACAUGUAUCCCCAGUGGGCAGAGGUGCUGGGAUGGGGCUUGGCCUGUUCCUCCAUCCUGAUGAUACCCAUCGUGGCCAUUUAUAAACUGCUUAGCACUCCGGGGACGCUGCGACAGCGAGUUGCUUGCUGUAUAUCUCCGGAAUCGGAACACGAAGCUAUUCGAGCCGGUGCUCCAGUCUCCCGUUUCUCUUGGCGGCAUUGGCUCUAUGUAUAAAUACUAAUAACCCCGAACUAAAUACGGUAAAUUAGUAUUUGACAAAUUAAUGCAAACAUUACAGUUUGUAACCUCAUUAAUAUUGGAUUGGUGGGCAAUUUCAUCUUCCCGGGUAAAGUUGGGUAUCUUUGUGUGCUCUUAUAACACGAUUAUCUUGGUUCUACAUGAACGUUAGUGAGAGCAUUCUUAGGUUUUGGCAAUCCAGCGCUAAGAGUGAGAUUGAGAAAAUUUAACUAAUUAAUUGAUUGUAAUUUACUUCAUAAUUGUUUUAGAGCUUUAGGUGUAGAUAGUGACGAUGCUAUUUAAGAAAUUGUAUAUAUUUUAAACUUUAAUAGAGAAAAAACUCGUCUUAGUAGUAGUUGAUGAUCAAAACGUUAGUGUAAGUAUAAAAUACUUAGUUACAAAAAGUAUUAGAUACUUCAAGUAUCUUAUUAAUAAUUAAAUUAUUAUACAUAAUAUACCUAUAUAAUUACAAUUUGUUUCUCAUUUUCUUCUUCAAAACGCCAACUACUUGCAUUUAUUAUCAUUUAUUUAUUAAAAGAGAGUUUAAUAUUAUGUAUAAUGUCUGUGCUCUCAGCGAUUUUCUAAAACUCAUAAUAAUAGACAAACUAAAAUGCUUAUACCUACCCUCUAAGAGCGUAAAGUAGAAGAUGCCAACAUUGUUAAGUCUUCAUAUUAACUACCAAGUUUCGACUAAUUCAUUUUAGAAUUAUUUCAAUAUAAGUCGGUACAUUACUUUAUAUUAAUAAAUAACAAUACUAUUCCCAAAUUCAUAUAAAUUUGUUGCAUAAAUUCAUUAAUAAAACGAAACUAGCUUUAAUCGGCGGGCAAUGUUAAGAGAAGGGCAAAGUAGGAAAGCAUUACUGUAAUAAAAAUUAUUAAUGUUAAUAUUGUAAAUAUGAAAUACAACAAUAUACUCCUUUAUAUUAUUGGAACAAAAUACUCGUCCCAUACUGGACCAAUAUCGCUAACAAAUCUGUGACGUACACAAUAAUUUUGUAUAUAAUAUUUACCUGAAUAAACACAUGUUUAAUCAUAUUAUAUACUUAUAUUUUGCAAUUUCUAUGCUUACAUAUUUUUAUAAUAUUUAUAAUACGUUUUUUAUCCAAACUUUUGCAUGGACAAAGUAGAUAAUUGAAACGACGAAAUAACAUUAUUUCUGCGUAGUUGACGUAUGCAGCAUUUAAAUUUAAGCAAUAUGAUAAAUUGAUAAUAUACUUCAUAGUGCAAAGUUUGUUGGACAAUGAAAAUGUUUAUCAAAACUUUGGUAAAGUGAUUUGAAAAUAUAUAUUAUUAUUUUUAAUAAUGAAAUGAACUUCGGAGAAUGGCUUUUAAGUUACAUUUACAACUUUUAAAAGUCUAAAUUAAUCAUUUUUUCCAUAAUGAUAUUCAGAUCAGAUCUGUCGACCGACACAUCUGAUCUGUGCAUAAUUUCCUCCAUACAUUAUUAGAUUUAUCCACGACCCACAUCUUGUUAUUAUACAUAUCUGACAGACAUAUCUCUAUGUAUUGUACCAUUUUUUCAGGUAAGUACAUAGAGGAUAAGUACACACAUGGGUGUAUUUUUGAAAUGUAAUAUUUGCGUCAACCUACUGUUCAGUUAUUUCUUUAGAUUUUGAGAAAAAAUAACAAUGAUGUAAAAAAUACCUACAAAAUAGGAUUUGAAUGAUACAUGGGGCGCCGCUUUACUUAAAGUUUAUAAGUAAUAUUAUAAUAAAAUAAAUUGAACCAGGAAUAUGACGCCCGUAGCAGAUAGAUGACAGCCAUAGCAGAAAAAUUACGUCGGCAUUGCUUUCAUAUAAGUUUUUUAAAGAAAAUUACCUCCCGUUUAGUAAGAAAUUUAAAAUGAAAGUUGAAUGGUAUAAAAAGCAUCCGCUUAUUAAUUUACUAUCAAUGAGAGUUUGAAAUCAUUUGGGCCAGGAAUAUGAAGCCUAAGGUAGGAAAAUGACAUAUGUACACAAUAAUUUACAUUUGAAAUCUUAAUUAUGUAAUAUUUAUAACUAAAUGCAUUAAGGAUGCGUUUAUGCUCCCGGGGUUAUAUAAUUAUGUUUGAACCAUUAAAAUAAUUAUUUUUGCUGUUUGCCUUUUUACUGUAUAUUAUUACUAGGAAAAUAAUGCAAGGAAGGUGAUGAUAAUGAAUGUUUUUUUACGAUUACGGUUUAACCAAAUACAUAUUGUAUGUGUUAUCUAUACAUAAAAAUAAAGAUAACAGGAGCUAUUAAGGAGUAAAAAAAUAUAUGUAAUAAAGUCAUUCUAGAUGCUUCAAAAUUAAUCCAAGAAAUGGCGUUUUAUGAGGACGAAAAUAUAUUGCGUGAAUGGCACACCUCAUAAGCAGCUUAAAACUUUUUAGAUGUAGGUACCUACUUCCAUUUGUUUUUACUAAGCACAACUGACGUAUUUAAUCAUAAUGCCACAAAGGUGGUAUUAAGUAUCUUCGGACAAUUCAAUAUCAAAAAGGUAUUUGAGAGAAGUCGUAUUCAAACUAAACGUGUGACAAAGGCACAAUGAGUACACAGUCAGCGUUGAGAUAAAGUAUUAUUUGCCUAAGUAGUGCAUCAUUUGUUGACGACCGGUCUGGCCUAGUGGGUAGUGACCCUGCCUAUGAAGCUGAUGGUCCCGGGUUCAAAUCCUGGUAAGAGCAUAUAUUAGUGUGAUGAACACGGAUAUUUGUUUCCGAGUCAUGGGUGUUUCUAUGUAUUUAAGUAUUUAUAAUUAUAAUAUAUUAUAUAUAUCGUUGUCUAGGUACCUAAAACACAAGCCUUAUUGAGCUUACUGUGGGACUUAGUCAAUUUGUGUAAUAAUGUCCUAUAAUAUUUAUUUAUUAUUUAUUUAUUUAUUUUAUGUGAAAUUUUAUAAUCUUUCCAAAGAUAUAAAGUAAUACAUAUGUGAAGUUAUGUUACCUUUAUGUUACAUAUUUUGUGCCCCUGACAUGUCUCGACUUACUGCACGCAGUUACAGUAAUUUGGAUUUUGGUGGUGUUAAUAUUACUAUUAUGCCUCACUGUAUUUAUAUGUGAUAUAUGAUAAAAAAAUAGUGUGAACUAUUUUUGUUACUAGUUUAGUAUUAACUAGCCUGUAACACAUCACAUUUCGAGAAUACACCCACAUCUGUCGCCCGAAUGAUUGGCCCGUCUAUUUCAACCUAAUUUUAAGGCAACAAUAUUCAUUUUUAUACAAUAUUAGAGACCAGUAAAUGUACUAUAAAUAGGCCUAAACUUAGUAGAGCGCUUUAUUCGAAUCUUGUAAAACUUGUUAUCUUUGUGUUCGGUAGCCUUAAUUUUGGAUAGAUAUAUUGUUAUAAAUAUAAAAUUAAACGUUUAAGUAGAAAAAUAUAUGCCUAAUAGUGACAUAAAAAUGUUUAGAUAAAUAUAUAUUUAUAAUGUUACUUCCAGUGAAAUAUUUCAACAUUGUCAGUUAUUGUAACUUUGCUCCAAAUAAAUAAAAUUUCAUAUUUUACGCAUCAUCUUAACAAAUUAAAAAAGUAUUAUACUCUCGAACUCUAUUUUUCUACAAAAUAAAGCGUCUAGUACUUUUAGAAAAUAUAUUUUUCUGUGGGCAAAGUUAAAAGUAAUAGGGCAAUGUUGUAAUGUUUUAUGUUAUUUAAUUCGUGUAUGGAAUAGCAAUGCUCCGGGAGAGUUAAAACAAAUCAAUAUAUUGAAUAUUAAUGUUGUGCAAUAUAUAUUAUUAGAUAUUGUAAAUAAUAUAUAUUUUAGAGGUUUCCGCAGAAUUAAAUGUAAAACUGUGUUCAUUCAUUUAUAAAUAAAUGUCUUAGAUAACUGUAUGUUUGUUUAUUUUAUUACCCUUUUAAAUAAAACGGCCAAGAGCAUGUCGAGCCAUGGAGUGUAGGGUUUCGUAGCUCUCUAUUUAACGAUAACUCUCUAUAAAAAAUAAUAAAAAAUGGCCGGGCUCUUGAGUGUCGCUAUAUAGAGUUUAUCAAUGAAAAAUUAAACUUGAGCAGAUCUUUGGCUCUUGUUUAUGGUAAAACGUUGCCAGCGAUUAAAAAAUGAUGGUAACUACUUGUUUUACAGGAUUUGUCUAUACCAUCCCAUUACUGGUGCCUGUUCCAUUAUAGGGGUGUUUACUAUAUCAGUGAAAGAAUAAGGAUCAAAGUGAAAUGGCGUUCUAAA